Molecule: messenger RNA, 2091 nt
Organism: Eubalaena glacialis (North Atlantic right whale)
Lineage: Eukaryota; Metazoa; Chordata; Mammalia; Artiodactyla; Balaenidae
Product: immunoglobulin superfamily DCC subclass member 3-like
Exons: 14
Biological process (GO): axon guidance; cell-cell adhesion
Cellular component (GO): axon; plasma membrane
Molecular function (GO): protein binding
Source: RefSeq, a predicted model, not a curated record
AUGGCGGCCCUGCUCCUCAGACUGCAAGGCCUUCCUCCCCCUCCUCCCUUGCUGCCCCAAGGUGCUCCCAAACUAAAGUCCUGCCUCCUCACCCCUCGCCCAGGCCGAGAGGGGCUCAAAACUGAGGGGAGGUGGUGGGCCCCAGGAGGCCGCCGCGUCCUGGCCUCGCUGGCUGUCCCCGCAGGUCGCGCUGCAGGCUCUGAGCUGGCCUUCCUGCGGGAGCCGGGGGACGUGGUGGCCACGCGGGAGCGCCCACUGGUGCUGCCGUGCCGGGUGGAGGGUGAGCCGCCCGUGUCCAUUUCCUGGCAGCGGGAUGGGCUGGCCCUGGCCAACAACAGCAGUGCCAUCCUGAUGCCCGACGGCUCCCUGCAUCUGGCCACCCUGCCCUCCGGCUGGAGCCUCCCCUCCCGCGCCCACGAGUACCACUGCGUGGCCCAGAACCACUUUGGGCGCCUGGUGAGCCGGCGGGCCCAGGUGCAGCUGGCAAGUCUGUCGCGCUUCCAUCAACAUCCAGAGUCCGUCGAGGCUGAGCCGGGUGGAGUCGCCCGCUUCCAGUGCCUGAUCCGGGGAGUGCUGGAGCCUUCCGUUUCCUGGGAGCACAACGGCACGACCUUGAGUACUGCCAACCACCGGGUGACGCUGCUGCCUCGUGGCAUCCUCCACAUCACCAGCGUGAGCCGGGCUGACGUGGGCACCUACCGCUGCGUGGCACACAAUGUGGCCAAUACCCGCCACAGCCAGGAUGCCUGGCUGACCCUGAAGGGAGCUGGGAGUGCCUGGUACAAAGAGCCCGAGAUUCUGUCUGGGCCUCAGAACCUGACGCUCACGGUGCACCAAACGGCAGUGCUGGAAUGCAUCGCCACAGGCCACCCACGGCCACUGGUCUCCUAGAGCCACCUGGAUGGCCGCUCCAUCGGCGUAGAGGGCAUCCAAGUCCUGGGCACCGGGAACCUCAUGAUCUCCAAUGUGUCGGUCCAGCACUCGGGCAUCUACGUCUGUGCGGCCAAUCGGCUGGGAACCCGGGUCCGACGCACAGCACAGGGCGUCCUGCUCGUGCAGGCUCCGCCCGAGUUUGUCCAGUGGCCACAAUCCUUGUCCAGGUCUCCAGGCAGCAGCGCCGUCUUCACCUGCGUGGCCCAGGGCGUCCCUGAGCCCCGGCUGGCCUGGUUGAAGAAUGGGAAGGGGCUGAGUCCUGGGGAUAACAUUCGGCUCACCCACAACAACAGCACACUGAUGCUGGCGGGGAUCUCAGCAGAGGACGAGGCCAUCUACCAAUGCGUGGCAGAGAACAGCACGGGCUCCAACCAGGCCAGUGCCCGCCUGGCUGUGACGGGGGACCCAGAGCCACCCCCUGCCCCCAGGUGUCUGCAGGCAACGGCUCUCUCCACCUCUGCCAUUCUAGUGUCCUGGGAACCACCGCCCUCCAAUGGGGACAUCACUGGCUAUGUGCUGCACCUCCGGCCCGUUGGAGAACCAGCUGGCCCGGAGCUCCAAGAGGCCGUGGGCAAAGGCACCUUUGAGCAUGUCUUCUCCAGUCUGGAGCCUGACACGGUCUACUCUAUCCACUUGCGGGCCUACUCAGCAGAGGGUGCCAGCCAGGACCCUGCCUCCAUCCAUGCUUCCACCAUGGGCAGCACCCCUGCUGCCCUUGGCUUCUCCACCAAAGUGCUCAACGCCACCUCUGUUCAGGCCUCCUGGGAGCUGCCAUCCCAGCUGGGGCCCAUCCAGGGCUUCAAAGUCUUUCACCGCAAGCUGCCCGCUGCCCAUUUUGAGGGGCCCCUGCUCCUAGCUAGCACUGUCAGUUCCUUUCUCUACACAGAUCUGGAUGGCACUGUGUCCACAGAGUCCAAGGCUGGGUGCUCCUGCAGCCAGGAUGAGAACAGCUCGCUGCCUGGGGUUGUGGUGGGCAUCCACGAGUGGGAGGAGGCCUGGUGGGCUGCAGGAAGCAGGGCAGAGAGCCACUGGGGCUCCCGAGGCAGAGGACAGGUGGCAGAAGUGGGCCAGAGCCAGAUCCCUGCCAUCCUGUGCACGAGGAAGGGGCCCAGCCUCUCCCGCUGUGGAGUGACCGUGGAGCAGCCGCCCUUACCCUAG